Molecule: messenger RNA, 1855 nt
Organism: Epinephelus lanceolatus (giant grouper)
Lineage: Eukaryota; Metazoa; Chordata; Actinopteri; Perciformes; Serranidae
Product: high affinity immunoglobulin gamma Fc receptor I-like
Biological process (GO): immune response; cell surface receptor signaling pathway
Cellular component (GO): external side of plasma membrane
Molecular function (GO): transmembrane signaling receptor activity
Source: RefSeq, a predicted model, not a curated record
AUGGAGGUUAGAGCACUCUGCAUCAGACUGUUGAUGAAUGUAUUGAUGCUGCUGGGUGCACAAGUGCAGCAAAGUUAUCCUCAGACAGCUGAUGCAGCUUUUCGUAUUGUUCCAACCAGACUGCAGUUCUUUGAAUACGAGUCUGUGCAUUUUACCUGUGAGGGGUUUAAUGUCUCAGCUGGAUACAAAGUGAGAAACUUGAAGGAGUUCCUUCCAAAAUGUUCCAAUGGCACAGAGACAUCAACAGUGACCUGCACCAUUGACUUUGCAUUUACAUCAGACAGUGGAGAAUACUGGUGUGAAGGUGGAGGAGGGAGAAGCAACAGUGUCAACAUCACUGUCACUGCUGGUUCAGUGAUCCUGCAGAGUCCUGUUCAUCCUGUGAUGGAGGGAGAGUCUGUCACUCUGCGCUGCAGAAACAAGAUGUCAUCCACCAACCUUCCGACUGUCUUCUUCUAUAAAAACGGCAGCUACAUUGGACACAGCUCUACAGGAAACAUGACCAUCCGCAGUGUGUCCAAGUCUGAUGAAGGACUCUACAAGUGUUACAUUUCUGGAGCUGGAGUAUCACCAGAGAGCUGGAUGGCUGUCAGAGCUAAAUGUGGUGAUGUGAUCCUGGAGAGUCCUGCUCUUCCUGUGACUGAGGGAGAAGCUGUGACUCUGCGCUGUAGAAACAAGAAAACUCCCUCUGACCUCAGAGCUGGUUUCUACAAAGAUGGCAUCCUCAUCAGGAACAGCUCUACAGGAGAGAUGACCAUCAGCAGUGUUUCCAAGUCUGAUGAAGGACUCUACAAGUGCAGAAUAUCUGGAGCUGGAGAAUCAGUGGCAAGCCUACUGGCUGUCAGAGAGAUUAAUUUUUCCCGCCUCUACUACAUCCUGCUGUGGGUUGCUGUCGCUGUCAUAUUGUUCCUGCAGCUGCUGGUGUUGGGACUGCUCUGCUGGAAGAAACAGCUAGUCUUACUGGAAGCAAAGAUGUAUGACACAGGACCUGCAGACUGUCAUCAAAAAAGACAAGAAGACAAGAAGGAGAAUAAAGACGCUGCAGACGCUGCUGAUAAUGUGAGCCUCAACCACGGUGCAAAACCAGAGACGGAAAAAGAUGAGGGUGAAGCUUUGCCUUAAUCUUUUCAUUCCACUUUGACCUGUGAUGGCACUUUGCAAGCUCUCCAUUAUGAUCACUGAGGAAGAAACACUUCACUGAAGGAGCUGGAAGGACUGCUUACACCAUGCUAUAUGUCAAAGGAACUUUAAAGACUUUUAGAAAAAGUCUUUAAAAUGAACUUUGCUUGAAAUAACUUAAGUAUUUAGGGCUGCAACUGGUACAUAUGCAACAUAUGCUUGGUUGAAUAUUAUGCAGGUUUUUUUUAUAAUAAAUCUUCUAGUCACUAUUUGUAAAAAUAAUAGCAAAGGAAACAGCAACAUGUAACAAUAUUGUCAUUUUUAAGUGAUAAAUUAAGUAAAGAAAUGAAUAAAGAAAUAAGAUAAGCAAUGUGGGACAAUGGAUUGUUAAGCCCCGUCUUAUCAGGCUUUCAACCACCUCUCAUGUAAACUCAUCUGCAGCAAUAACUGACACCAAGAGCAGCUGAUGUAGUUUAAAGAGAGAUAAAGUCUGUGUAGGGUGGAGAGGAGGAGAGGUGGAUGGAUCAAACAAAACAAGACUUUCACAAAGGAGACCGCAGUUUGUGUCCUGUGUGAAACCAAAAUCCAUGCUGUUGCUGUAAUUUACGUAUGGUUAUUGUACACAGAUGUCACUCACAGCAUGUACUUCCUUCACGCUGCAUCGAUGUUACGUAACAGACAUGCUUAUUUGAUCCGAAAACAUAAUCUUUAGACCUUACUGUAACCAUUUCAUAAC